Molecule: messenger RNA, 3559 nt
Organism: Mya arenaria
Lineage: Eukaryota; Metazoa; Mollusca; Bivalvia; Myida; Myidae
Product: beta-hexosaminidase-like
Exons: 10
Coding region: 126-2822 (898 amino acids)
Biological process (GO): ganglioside catabolic process; glycosaminoglycan metabolic process; carbohydrate metabolic process
Cellular component (GO): membrane
Molecular function (GO): beta-N-acetylhexosaminidase activity; polysaccharide binding
Source: RefSeq, a predicted model, not a curated record
UUAAUGUUUGCCAUUAUCUCCGCCAACCGGCAAAUUCGUCGCCAAAUUCAUCUCAAAUGCGGUACUCGGUAAAGCGUGCUGACUAAAAGCUUGUAAAAACGACAAAGAAAGGUUUUAAGAUUUAAAUGGCAAAUACUUUGCAACACGUACGAAUAUUUCUCCUUUUGGAGAUAAUAUUGACAGUUCAAUCCAGCGCAGUGCCUCUAACACAGAAUGAGCUUCAAGGGAUUGCUAACUCGCUAGAAAUUCGAGUAAAAGUCGUUGAUAACCUUCUUCAUGAAUUUAAAAGCCACAUCGUCCAAACGUUCAUAAAAAACUCCGGACAAUUGCCAAUACCCGACUCCGGUUGGACGCUAUACUUUCAUAGCAUGCUUGCAGCAUUUCCUGACAUAUUGCUACAGGAAGGAAACAAAACAGUGGACUUUGAUAUUGAGAAAGUCCGAUUUGGUUUAGUGCAAGGAGAUUUGUAUUACAUGAAACCGAUCGAUGGUUUUGUUCCUAUAAAACCGGGAGAAGAACGAAUCUACAAUGUAAUUGUAAGUUUUUGGGCUGUGUCCAGAACGGAUUUCAUGCCUUUAUGGUAUGUAGUGUCAGAGGAUGAAAGUGUUGACCCAUGCAUUGUCCAUUCUACUUCAUCUUUCGACCUUGAUUACGUUGAACCUUUUAAAGACCCCAGACAGUGGAAACGAUGGAGAGCAGACCAAUAUAAUCCUUACACACCGGAGGAAAGGCUAACUAGACUCAAGUUUAAUGAAACUGGAGAGACAAAGCUGAUUAUCCCUACACCGAAAAACAUAAGAGUUGAUGAGACAGUCAAGCUAAGUUCAGUAAAUACGUCCUGGGGAAUACUUGUCGAUGCAAUACAAUUCAACGAGACAGCUAUAUUUCUAAAAGAGCUAUACGGUUUCAAGUUUAUUUCCAAUGAGUCCUCAAAUUCGAUUGUAUUCUCGAGGAACACCACAUUCUCAAAACAGGGAUACAGUAUUAUUGUAUCACCUAGGCUGAAUAAGAUAUUUCUUCAGAGCAAAUCCACACAAGGAAUGUUUUACGCAAUCCAAUCACUGCGAGCCAUUCUUGAAGAAUACAACAGCACCAACAUUCCGGCUAUAGUGAUCGAGGACGAACCGAGGUUCGAAUGGCGAGGAAUGCAUUUGGACGUUGCAAGAAAUUUUCGCUCAGUUGGCGACGUGAAGAGACUGAUAGAAGCCAUGGCGAUGUAUAAGAUGAACGCCUUGCAUCUGCACCUGACAGAUGAUGAGGGGUGGAGGGUGGAGAUAGAGGGUCUUCCAGAGCUUACUGACGUUGGCGGAAAACGAUGCCAUGAUUUGAAUGAAACGCGUUGUGUCAUCCCUCAGUUCGGAUCGGGACCAUUUGCAAACUCCUCAGGAUCUGGGUAUUAUACAAAAAACGACUAUCGAGAUAUUCUCAAAUUUGCAAGCAAGCAUUUUGUCACAGUUAUACCGGAGAUUGAUAUGCCAGGCCAUAGUCAUGCUGCAGUUGUUUCGAUGGAACAAAGGUACCACAAGUAUAUUGACGCUGGAAACCGAGCUGCUGCAGAAAAGUUCCGAAUUAUAGAUCCCGAUGAUACAACUUUUUACACAUCUGUUCAAAACUGGAGAGACGAUGUAAUGAAUCCAUGCAUGGAAUCUACAUAUGCCUUUAUUGGAAAAGUAAUGGAUGGAAUAAAAGCGCUGCAUGAGGGCGUUCAACCACUUUUGAUUUAUCAUUUUGGUGGGGACGAGGUACCUCACGGUGUUUGGUCAAACUCAAACAAAUGCGGAGAACUCUUUCGGCAGAAUGCUGCAUUGAAUGUCACACAUGGCUUAAAGAACUAUUUUGCGAAGCGAAUUGCCGUCUUGGCCGUUAUGAAAAAUAUGUCUCUUGGGGGAUGGGAAGAUGGGUUUAUCGACGGACGACAGCCACCGGCACCAUUACCUACAGACCAAAUGCCUGGGUUGGAGCUAUACGUUAAUCCUUGGAACAACAUCUGGGAAUGGGGCGGCGGCAGUAACGCUUAUAAAUACGCCAAUGCUGGAUAUAAGGUUAUACUAACGCCAGGUACAAAUCUUUAUUUUGACCAUCCACAAGAGCCGGACCCUGAAGAAAGAGGGCUAUAUUGGGCGACACGGUUCACAGACACCAAGAAAGUUCUUAAAUUUAUGCCCGAUGCGUUUUAUGACAAUAUAUUUGAAGAUCGAGGUGGAAAUCCUUUAUCAAAGGAAGAUGUGUGCGGAGCAAAUAUGUCUAAAUGUACUCGAUUGGAGAAACCAGAAAAUAUUAUAGGAAUUCAAGGAGCUUUGUGGAGUGAGACGGUGAGGACAAGUGAAAACAUGGAUUUUAUGAUAUUUCCCCGCUUGCUGGCUUUAGCUGAGAGAUCAUGGUAUAAGGCUGGGUUUGAGAGUACUCCUAAACAUGACGAAGCGUUUGUCAGGGAAUGGAGCGCAUUUGCAAAGGCUGUUGGGUCCAGGGAGUUCCGGCGUUUGAAUGAAAUGAACAUCGCAUUCCGCAUUCCACCUCCUGGUGGCAGAGAGCUAAAGGAUGGAAGUGUGCAAGUAACUACUACUUACCCUGGUCUUGGCGUUGAAAUAAGCAAAGAUAAUGGACAUUCUUGGCAAAUGGUACAACAAGAUCUGAUUAACAAUGAACAUCGAGGUGUUUCCAUCUCUCUUUCCGGGUCCGGUUGGAAGUCAAUUCUACUUCGAUCUACAUUCAGGUCUUCUGGGCAAAUCCGCGUGAGUCGCCCUGUUGAGCUGACCGCCGUGGUUGGGCGUGACGGUCCGGCGGGGUCCGCAAAUCCUUUAAAUCCACAUAUCUCACCAUAGUUGUCAAUAUCUUUUUCUUAUGUAUGCUCGGGCGUUUUGUUUCACAACGAGUGUUGUUUAAGUUGUUGCUUCUUUUAACUACAGUUGUGUCACGUAAAGAUACUAAGAUGCUGAUUAACAAUUUAUGCGUACAUAUGCAUUUGACUUGUACAUCUUUAUCUUAUAAAUGAGAAGCUUGAUGUAUAUAAUACAAUAGUGCGUGUUUGUAAUGUAAACCAUUGGCAAAAUGAUUGAUGGCGUUUUUAACAAUAAUGCUAUCUUGAUGCAUUUGUGGUCUGUGUGUUGUGUUUGUACAUUUGACGUCUGCUCGCUCAGUGUCGUUUGGCCCUAAACAGGGUUUUUAUAUAUACUGGGUUUUUUGAGUACUGACGUAAACUACCAUGAAAUUGCUGAUUCAAUUGUUGCUUAAUGGAAUUACUAACCCAAUCAUUGUUAUAUGAACUUAUUGGUUUAAUAGUUGCUGUAUGCCAUAACUGAUUCAAUAGAUGUUAUAAAGACUACGGUUAUAAUAAUAACGGCCUAUUGUUUUGUGUUUGAAAUGGGUUAUAGUUCAUGUUUUACGGUUCUGUAGUGGUACAUGUGUAAAAUAUAUGCAAUCAUAAAGAAACCAUACUAAAGAUAAGUGUUUGAACUUUCACAUGUGAAAUACCUAAUCAUGCUUAAUUCAAUAAAUGAAUUGUAAUUAUAUUUGUUAUUAUCUGUCACAUGAAUGAACAACUGUUUAUGUGUGUUUAAAC